This is a messenger RNA of Medioppia subpectinata, 1397 nucleotides long. NCBI's taxonomy places the organism in Eukaryota, Metazoa, Arthropoda, Arachnida, Sarcoptiformes, Oppiidae. The record is from the annotation of a GenBank genome assembly.
CCAUAAGUAAUAUCUCUACAGAUAGUUCAAUAAGUCCUGUCACUACUAAUCGUCCCAUAAGUAUUAGUACUAAUACUUUGGGCAAAACAUUAAGUGAUCGACUGUUGGAGCCGUUGAUGGAGUCAUUGCCGAAACUGUUUGUCGAGGUUUACGUCCAGGAAAUACUAAUGACGGGAGAAAUGAGUGCCGAAAACAUACGAUACGGACAGAAGUACUGGAAGAGAACCAAACACGUGAUGCUCACGCGUUUCGAAAUGCUAAAGCGUGCGCUAACUGUGACCAUCAAUGAUAACGAGCGCCACUAUUUGAGUCUAGUUGUGUUAGGAUUGGGACGAAAACUGAACAAUUAUUUGGACAAUUUUGAACACCUAUUGGGCGGCAUUGAGGACGACAUACUGAUCUACGCGCCCACCGAUACCCUCAUCGAUAAUCAUCUCGUGUUUUGGCGUGAAAUGAAACGUGAUUCAUUCGUACGCAUGAUGGCCACCGAUUUAGUGCCCGCGUGGCAUAUAUUACAGCUCCGGGAGUACCUAAAACGUCAGCCCCAAUACAAGCCGAGCCCGUUGUCUGACUUUAUAUUGUAUACGGACUUUAAUAUUGAGGGAAUGUUUGACUUUUACAAGAGUGUCAUUGACUCACACGCGGCAAAUAUGACGGCCGCCGAAGAGCGUGAGCUUUUCCAAUUGAUUCGUGAAAUGAAUGAACUCGAUCUUAAAUUUCAUAUAAUGCCUAUCCUUCCAAAUGACAAGACAUUAUGCGAUCGAGUGUUUGACUCAUUAGAGGACGCGAUGGCGAAGAUGUAUAAAACAGAUUACGUCCAAAAAAUACUAAUGAACGCAACGAUGACUGACCAUAACAUACAGUUUGGCCGCAACUAUUGGAAGCGAUAUAAAGAAUUUCUUAUGAGCCACGUUGAGGUAUUGAAAAAAGUUACCUCGAUGAUCACUGAUAAUAAACAGCGUACAUCUCUGGACGGUUUUAUCAAAAAAUUGAUGGCCGAUUUGGCCGAGUAUUUCGCAAAGUUUGAACAACUAUUGGGCGGCGUUCCCGAAGAGGUGCGCCUCCGGCCGAUGGACGAGUCGGCCAUUGAUUUUCAGUUAAUAUUUUAUCGCGAAAUGAAACGUGGUAGUUUGGUACGCAUGAUGUCGGUGAAUAUGGUGUCCGUAUGGCGAAACCUACACCUACGAGAGUACGUCAAACUACAGCCCCAGUAUCGGCCCCAACCCUUGUCUAAUAUGAUUCUGUUAAUGGAUAUUAAUAUGAAACGCGUGGCCACUAUGUAUAAGAAUGUCAUCGAUAGCCAUAGUGUCAAUAUAACGGCCGCCCAAGAGCUCGAGCUGAUCCAAUUAGUCAAAGAAGUAAAAGAGGUGGAUGGUAGAUUUAUUGAUGCUAUGUAG